This is a messenger RNA of Metarhizium brunneum ARSEF 3297, 978 nucleotides long. Its product is annotated as Alkaline proteinase. Gene Ontology annotation, molecular function: serine-type endopeptidase activity. Gene Ontology annotation, biological process: proteolysis. The record is from RefSeq and is a predicted model, not a curated record. NCBI's taxonomy places the organism in Eukaryota, Fungi, Ascomycota, Sordariomycetes, Hypocreales, Clavicipitaceae.
AUGAAGAUCUCAAUACUCCUCGCCGCCUUCUCCUGCCUCGUCUCGGCCGCCCCCCCGGCAAAACCGAAGACGGCAGCGCAAUCCAAGGCGCCAUGGAACCUCCAAGCCAUCUCUCACCGGUCUGCGCCCACGCGACUCAACAUGUUUCGCAACUCGGACUAUCUCUACACGCCCUGGCCCAAGGACAAGACCCUUUAUGCCUACGUUCUCGACACGGGCAUUCGAACGACGCAUCAGGAAUUCGGGGGCCGCGCCGAAAACUUUUGGACAGCGUUCAAGACGGCCGACAACCAGGACGACUUUGAGGACUCAAGCGGCCACGGCACCCACGUUGCCGGCAUCAUCGCCGCCAAAACCUACGGCGUCGCCAAGCAGGCCCGCGUGCUCUCGGUCAAGGUCUUUGGCCCCAACGGCCAGGUCUUGACGUCUCAGGCCAUCCUGGGCUUCACCUUUGCCAUGAACGACAUUAUCAAAAAGGGCCGCCAGAACAGUGCCGUCAUCAACUACUCUGGGGGGAGGAAAUUCUCGAUGGCCUGGAAUACCAUUGUCGAGCGGGCCUUUAACCGCCCCAACGGGCCCAUCCUGACCAUUACCUCUUCCGGCAACGACGCCAAGGACGCGGCCGGGGCGUCGCCUGCCUGCGCAGACGAGGCCAUCACGGUGGGAUCCAUCCGGUCGGACUGGAGCGUGGCCCCGAGCUCCAACUUUGGAUGCAAGGUGAAUAUUCUGGCCCCCGGGGGCAAAAUCUUGUCGCUAUCCAACACGAGCGACGUUGCCACAAAGACGCUGUCUGGGACGUCAAUGGCCGCACCCCACGUGGCGGCGCUGGCGUUGAAUGCCAUGGCCGUCUUUGGCAAGAGUAGCAAAGAUGUCCUCGAGUUUCUCACGCAGACCGCGACAAAGGACAAGGUCAAGGGCGAUCUUAAGGGUUCGCCAAACUUGCUUGCGAAUAAUAACAAUGCCAGGCAACGGGCGUAA